AUGUGGUCGUCAUUAAGUCUGCUGAGCCUUGUGGCACUCCUGGUACCAUCACAAGCCCUCUACUUCUACAUUGACGGCCCCACACAGAAAUGCUUCUUCGAGGAGUUGCCCAAGGACACCCUGGUAGUUGGCACCUUCAAGGCGACACAAUGGAACGAUCAAUCGCGAACAUAUGUCACGAAUCCGGACAUGGGCAUAUACAUCACAGUGGAUGAGAUCUUCGACAACGACCACCGCGUGGUAAGCCAACGCGGCUCCCACACUGGAAAAUUCACGUUCUCCGCUGCCGACUCCGGCGACCACCGCCUCUGCUUCACUCCCACCAACGUCCCUUCCACAUCUGGCAUCCUCUUCUCGGGUGCACAAGCCGGCGGCAUCAAGUUCGAGCUCGACAUGAUCAUCGGCGAGACAUCCGCGAUCGAGAGUAGCGACAAGGAUAAGAUGGGUGAGGUCGUGUCUAAGGUUCGGGAUAUCAACGCCCGGUUGCAGGAUAUCAGGCGCGAGCAGGUGUUCCAGCGUGAGAGGGAAGCGGAAUUCAGGGAUCAGAGUGAGGCUGUCAAUGCGAGGGUUGUAAGGUGGACUUUGAUCCAGCUGGCUGUGCUGGGUGUGACUUGUGCAUGGCAAUUGAGUUAUUUGCGUAGCUUCUUCAUCAAGCAGAAGCUCGGAUAG
This is a messenger RNA of Recurvomyces mirabilis, 669 nucleotides long. It is a transcript of the gene ERP1, whose product is annotated as emp24p/erv25p- protein. The record is from RefSeq and is a predicted model, not a curated record. Gene Ontology annotation, biological process: intracellular protein transport; Golgi organization; endoplasmic reticulum to Golgi vesicle-mediated transport. NCBI's taxonomy places the organism in Eukaryota, Fungi, Ascomycota, Dothideomycetes, Mycosphaerellales, Teratosphaeriaceae. The coding region runs from base 1 to 669 and encodes 222 amino acids. Gene Ontology annotation, cellular component: endoplasmic reticulum; Golgi apparatus; COPII-coated ER to Golgi transport vesicle. The transcript has 3 exons.